This is a messenger RNA of Ilyonectria robusta, 749 nucleotides long. RefSeq lists its product as uncharacterized. Lineage: Eukaryota; Fungi; Ascomycota; Sordariomycetes; Hypocreales; Nectriaceae. The coding region runs from base 107 to 568 and encodes 153 amino acids. The record is from RefSeq and is a predicted model, not a curated record. The transcript has a single exon.
CAGCCAACCAGCGGCCAGAGCUUGGCGAGGCUGACAACAAGUGCGGAUGUGGAGCGCAAUCCUGUGUGACGGCGAAGUGUGAGUCUGAUAGUAGGUAGACGUCGGUAUGUGGAUGUGCACUACUUGCCACCGGCUGGCGAAGGAGGUAUCAUGCAACGUCGAAGGUCUCUGCAACGUGAUAAUUGGUUCCUCAGAAGCCUCAGGUGAGUUAUCCGCACACUCGCUUAGGACUGAACCUAGUGUUCUGUGUCGUGGUCAAUGGUUGGUGGUUCAAGGCAAAAGAGGGCGUCACUGUGCAGUGGUUUCGCGUCAGAUUUUUUUCCUUUCCGGAAGAGGCCUUCUAUCAAUUUUUUCCCCCUCUGUGCUGCAUGUUACUCCGUUCUGCACUCUGGGUCGUCGGCAGACGGAGUACUUGGCCCGUGCACGGAUGAGAAGGUUCCCAAGAAAGAAUGUACGACCGUAUCACAAGGACGCAUAUGGGCUGCUGGUUGAAAAAGGAUCAAUAUUGAAAACAUCACAACCGAGGAGUCCUAAGCCUCAAGCCUCGCAAGUCUCAAAUGUACUUUGAGGAUCUGCAGGGUUAGUACGACGACUUCUACGGGCUGACUGUGCGAACAUCAGGUUUUGGGUUGUCUCCUCGUCGCCGCCGGAACAAGAACCCCGCGAUUUUGGAUCCGGGACCGCAGACGACGGAGUCAUGGACCCAAUCACAACGUGCGAGGUUCUCGCAAGGCGACGUGCAGUGGGCA